Messenger RNA from Xenopus tropicalis (tropical clawed frog), 3085 nucleotides. It is a transcript of the gene xkr9, whose product is annotated as X-linked Kx blood group related 9. Gene Ontology annotation, cellular component: plasma membrane; membrane. The record is from RefSeq and is a predicted model, not a curated record. The transcript is spliced from 4 exons. Lineage: Eukaryota; Metazoa; Chordata; Amphibia; Anura; Pipidae. The coding region runs from base 559 to 1662 and encodes 367 amino acids.
GUAUCGGGGGCGUGGCCGAGGAAGGGGCGUGGUUUACAGCUGGAGCCCUGUUACUACCAGUGUUCAAGGUGUUUGUAGGAUGUUGCUGUACGGUCCGCUGCAGACGUAAAGGGCCCGGCAUUUGCCGCUGGCGACAAGUGGAGUGUAGAAGGCUGCAACUUUCCAGCAGAACUAGCGUGUGUGUCAGUAAGUGCGGCAUGUAGAGCGCACACAGAUACAAUUGUUUCAUGAAACAAAGCAACAAAUACAAUGUAGCAAUGAUGUUGGGAGUCUGCAACACUACUGGAAUAUGCAAAUGGUAAAUCAGUGGAGUACUCAAGCCUUAAAUCUAUGGAAAAUGCAAACCUUGAAUCAAUGGAACACGCAAACCUUGAAUAAAAGAAAGAAGUACACCUUUCACUGAAUAUGCCUCUAAAAUGGAUUUAUAAAUGGAGGGUGACUGUGCAAAAACUAACUAUUUUGAAAAACUGAAAUUGCAUCUCCAAUAGAAAUGGAUUCUGUCUUUUGAUAAUUAUUGUUUUGUAAACUUUACAAGUAAACAAGCAAUACCUUCAGAGGAUGAAAUUCUCAAAAUGGAAUUUUUUAAUGACAAUUUUUGGAAUUUUUACACUAGUUUGUGACUACGGAGUUGACCUUUGGAUUGCAGUGAAAUAUUUUCAGCAAGGACUUUAUAUUUUCAGUUUGUUAACAAUUUUAUUUAUCGUCAUUUCUAAUGCUAUAGUAAAUGUUUUUAGUUAUGCCUGGAUUAAGGAUGACUGUACUGAAGGAAACACCAGGAAACUGAGAUGGGUUUGGGUUAUCCAUGUGUUAAUGGCCGGGACCUUUCUACGGUACUGGCAUGCUGUAAAGUGUGGCUAUCGAGCAGCAAUGUCGACCCAUUCCGAAGGGGAUUUCACAAAAACCAAUAAGAAAGCAGUUGACGCUAUGACAGAUCUCAGUAUGCUGAGAUGCUUCAAGACAUUCCUAGAGAGCACACCUCAGCUUAUACUUCAGAUUUACAUCCUAAUGGAGCAUGGGCAGAUAACUCUACUUCAAUAUGCAACCAUCAUCAUCUCAGUGUUCAGCAUCUCAUGGUCCACAGUUGACUACCACAUGUCUUUAAGAAGCUCUCUUGAAAAUAAAAAAGAAAUCAGUUUAGGACUUCCUGCUGUCACAUAUGUGCUGUACAAGCUACUCACACUAACAUCAUGGAUAUUAAGUCUUGUCUUUCUACUGGCCUGCAAUGUGUAUAUCUUUGUGGCCCUUUUGGGUAUUCUCUGGAUCCUGGGUCUGUGCUGGGCUUGGAAACAGAACACGAAGUUUUGCACCAACAUGCGAAUGGAAAUCUUAUAUAGGAUUGUUGUUGCCGUGAUUCUUGUUCUCACCUUCUUUAAUGUUAAAGGACAAAGGACUAGAGUCCCAAUGUCAGUUUAUUAUAUCUUUCGAAUUGUGGCAACCAUAGGCAUUCUUAUUUUGUGCUUCCUCUUCAAAGAGUCCCUCACUCGUAAAUUGUUCUUUGCUGUAUUCAGCAUUGCUUUGGUUCUUGCACUGGGGCUGGGCUUAAUGUCUCUUAUCCUUUAUUAUUGCCUUUUCCAUCCAACCCUUCACUCCAAAGAUCAGAAUCAAGAUGCAGCUGAUGGCUGUGUAGAUAGAAGUAAAAGUCAUUAUUUUCUUAGCCAAUAAUAAUGUUGCAUUUAUUUAUUUUGAAGAAUUUGUAUAUAUUUGUUUACAGGCAUAGCUUGGCAAUAAUAGCUGUGUGAAAUACCAACACUGACUGUAUAUAGUGUGUAACUGUUAUUUUGCAAGGCUAGUGACAUGUGGCUUAUAAGGUGGGUGUGUGCAAUGGACACCAUUUGUUUAAAAAGAAAAAAACGUACAUUCUAAAUCCUAUGCAGCACCCCUAUUUGCCCUCUAUUUUUACUGCUCUUUAGUAAGACCUUAUGCAUACACAAUCCUGUGGGUUGCAGGACACAAUGGGUCUCAUUUAUAUAUAAGGGUUGUGGGCAGGGUAUAUAUAAUAUAAAGGCUGGUGCUAUAGAUAAGUGUUUUACCAUCCCGGCUGCAGACUAACCAAGACAUAAAACUUUAGGGAAGAAAGCCUUCGCACCUUUAGUCAGAGACCCCUUUGAAACAGCACUUUAUAUCAGUUGAUCUGGACCAGUGGUCCCCAGCCAGUGGCUUGUGAGCACCAUAUUGCUCUCCAAACCCUUGGAUGUUGCUCCCAGAGGCCUCAAAGCAGGUAGUUGUUUUUUAUUUCCUGACUUGGAGCCACAUUUUGUUUGCACAGGUGUACUGUCAAACAGAGCCUUAUGUAGGAUGCCAGUCCACAUAGGGGCUACCAAAUAGCCAAUAAUAGCAUUUUUUGCUACCCCUGGAACUUUUUUUAAUGCUUCUGUUGUUCCCCAACUUUUUUCAUUUGAAUAUGGGUCACAGGUAUUAAUGGUUGGGUACCCCUUAUCUAGACCUAUGGACAUUCUACGUUACAUAUUGCCAGGGUUUUUGGGGUUCAGGCCUCCCUUUGUGUUUUAAAGUUUUGUCAGAAAGCAGUGAUGGUUUUAUUUUGCAAUAGUGCUAGUGACAUCCAGGAGAGUAAAAUGAUCUUAUGUGUCCUAAAUCCCACCUUAAAGGCCAUCCGGAUUAGCUUCUCCUCCUUUUAUAAGAUUGCUUUUGGCUCUGUCAACAUGAGCCAGUACAAAGUUGAUAGCAGCCAAGUGCAACAAAAUCUUAAUGGACAGGUGUAUAACAUCUGUCAUAUAGUGGUAUAUGCUAGUGAGUCCAAAAAUCAUACAAAAUGUAGCUUUUGUGCGUGUAUGGCCAAGCUUUAGUGUUUCCACUUUAUGCCCACUUAAGAUCACAAUUGUUUUCGUGACCACACUUGGACAUCCAAAACCAACAGACCAGUGGUGAGCCAUGGUGAUCAAAAGUGUGUUGUCCCCACAAAGCUUUUCCAUUCUGUGUUAUUAUUUCUUUUGUGUGGGAGUAAGUGCGGUUUGUGGUAGGAUUUUGAACAGGGAAUAUACAUUUUUUAAAAGAAUUUUAUACUUUAAGAUUUCUUUGUUAUGAAUUUUUACAUUAAAUAUUCAGUAAAACUAUGCUUUUGUUAUCA